CGCUGCGUGCUCACUGUGAACACCGCGCCUCCGGGAUGCACUCGCUGGUGCCGCUGCUCUUCGCUGCAGUUGCAGUGUGCGCGCGCCCUCCCGGGCCAACGCAAACACCGGACCCGCCGAUAUCGCAGUCCCAGCAGGUGGUCUCCAAGAUCUCCCAUGGCCUGCUCGGGGACUACUCGCUGCCUCGCAUCCUCAUCCCCCAGUAUCUCGGCUACGAAGGCAGCCCUCGGCUUGCCUUACCGCCACGCGAUGAUUGGCUCAAUAAGGAAAUAGAUAGAAUCAAUGGGAUGGAGGAGCCGUCAGAUGCUAUGGGCACAUACGAGAAGGAUAUCGCGCGGAUGAUCGUAGACGAACCAUACUUCAUGAAGAUGUUCGUCAGCCCGGUGAUGGAGCGAAUGCAAGCCGACAUCCCCGACCCGCGCCCCAACGAACCGCUGCCACCCAGUGCCUUGAUCCAGGAAAACCCUACGGAGACCGACACAAAACCCCAGGAGAAUGCUGAAAACGACAAAGAAGAGAUGCCGAAAGAUUUCGCUUACACGCCAUACCAGACGGGAUACUUUGCGCCGUACUCUACCAAAGCCGCCUAUAAACCUGAUAUGAAAAUCGGAGGUUUACCCGAAAGCGGUUACCAACCAUCCGUGCAAAUUGAAAAGCCUAGGCAAAUACGACAGAACCCAAAUCUAAGUCGCACUAAAACACUAAUCGCCGAAAAUUUAGAUAAAUUGAGAAUCGGGCUGGCUAAUAAACAAUAUAGGAUUCCCGUGUCGUUAAUGCCAUCUAAUCUACGGUGGUUAAAAAUUAGUCCUACAGAAUCUGACGAGGAAAGCUCUGGUGAUGAUUCUGGAACAACGGAUAAAUCUAUUCAUUUGAUGGAACCCGCCACAAUGGAAACUGACCAUUCCAUUUACGGAGUGGCAGUCAUAACCGCUACGACAACUAUUGUCACUCUGGUUAUAAUUUCGCUUGGAUUCGUCUGGUACCAGAUGUCUAAGAAAGCUAAGAUGGCCGCUGACGUGGACUACCCGGCCUACGGGGUGACCGGGCCCACUCCCGACAUGUCCGGGGAUCGCAAGCUGGCCCACUCGGCCCACAUGUACCACUACCAGCACCAGAAGCAGCAGAUCAUAGCCAUGGAAAGGAACGGGAUGGAGCAACGCAGCGGAUCGGUGUCUGACCCUGAAUCUGAGGAGGAGAACGAGGAGGGCGACUACACUGUCUACGAGUGCCCUGGAUUUGCCACGACUGGUGACAUGGAGGUGAAGAACCCGAUGUUCACCGAGGAGCCGACCCCGGCCACCCCCGGCAAGUGCGAGAUAGUGAAACCGCAGCCCAAGGAUUAACUGGCCCUCGCCGCGCCAACCCCGCGCGCGCCUGCCCUCGCGCCGAACCUCCUCCAACCCUGGCGCUACAUCCUCGUGCUACUCUUCAAAAUCAUCUCUUUCUUCAUCCCUGGAUUCUAAUUUUACCCUCACUGUGUGCCACGAUCUAUCACCUACAAAAUCCCCAAUGGACAAUUAAACCUAGCAAUUAACAGUUCAAUUGACAAACACCGAGUUAAAACCACUGCAUCCACACUUAGACCACAUGUUCGUAUUUCGACGACAUGUUAAGCACGUUUUCGGAUCCAAAAUGGUUUGUUAGUUAGUAACUAAUGAAAACGUCAGUUUAAGCAUCGUGUUUAGGUGAGCUCAACUUAGAGCGUUUAAAGCGGAUUUAACAUGUUUAGUAGUCAGGUAAAUGUAGUAAGAUCUCAAUAAUGAUGACUCGUCCAUCAACACCGAGAGCAUUCUGUAACGAUCAAAGACUUCAACCUCCGCUUUCUAUUGACAAAACCCCUUCAGCUAUUCUUAAUGCCGUUAAAAUGGCGUAAAGAGUUAGAUGCAUUUACAUACAAAUAAGACCUAAAAUCUGAAACGGCUUACAGUGUCACCAUUAAGAUAUGAAAAUACUUUACAUUUCAACUAGUUUUUAUUACCUAUCACAGUUGUUUCCACGGACUAAUAAAUCGGACCAGUCGAGGGUCUGACUGACACCGGCAAAAAGGGUACAUAACUGAAGUAACAGAUCUCGACUCGUAGUUUAAAGUAAUAAUUCUCACAUACGAUUCCGGGAACAAAACUUUUAGCUUUGAUGUGGUUGUGCAGACAACAGGCAAUUCGCGUGUUGACAUGGCAAAAAGAUCUUUUAGGUGGUCGAUCGCAAACAGAACUGCGGACCGUACAUAGGCCAGUAAAAACAAGCCGAAAUCCAAUCCGUGCACGACACCUGCCCAUGACAAACAAAGGGCCCAUUUUCCCGGCCCUCGUCUGUUAUCUGCGCUACUCGAUCCAUUUUGGUAACUAUUAUUACUACCCGUUAUUUUACUCGGCCUAUAUUGAAUAUCAUCGAGCGCAUUAUAUUUAGCGCAUACUUAGCUUAACAAUAUGGAUAUCGUCAAUAUAGAAUAAUAAAUUACAAAAAAAAUCUAAAAAUAACCGGAUGCAAUGGUAUAUUUGAAAGAGCAUAAUAAAUUGGGAAGUGUAAAAUGUGCAAGAGCAGAAAUAACUAAAUUGGACAGGGGUAAGUAACGCGACAUCUGUACGUGUUACUAUGUAAACGAAUAUUAAAGCACGCUCGACGAAACUAACUAAAGAGUUAAAGACCUAAUCGUGGUAUUCGUGGUGUCUGGAAUUGUGUUGGAUCAUCCCAUUUUCGUAAAAUGUUCUGCAACUUGAGAACCUGGGAAAGUUUGUUUAGUAAAACAGUGUGUUGGCAAACUCCAUACUCAUACAUAGCAACUAUGAUAAGCAACCAAAUUAUACGAAUAUCUAAAGAAAUAUAUUAUAAUUACUAAAGGAUUUAAAUAAUUUUGAUUUGUAUAUCAUAUUAUUAAUAUUAUAUUUAUAUUUACACGUAACUAUACAUUAUCCUGAUACAUAUCUUAUCGAUUCUGCCACGGAAGUGUAUAUAGAGUUCAAGUUACCUACUUACCCGUACUGAAUUGUUAGCUAAAUAAUGUUUAUGUAAUGAAAUCUCGAUUUAUUCUGUAAGCACAUUACCAAAGAACUAAAAGUUUAAGGCCUUACAAAGUUGAGUUUACUCUAUUAUGUAUCUCUAUGAAGUCUUUGGCAGCAUAUUUGCAGGCUCACAAAACGCAAUAUAGCGUUCGAAUUAAACGGUCAUUGUUAUAAAAACUGAUAAAAAUAAGUAAUAGUAUUUAGAAGGAAGUAUUUCAAGAUUUUCUGCACUAUAUUAUGAUGCAUACACACUAAUGCAACUAUGUAUUCGUAUAGUCAAUGUUACCAAAGAUGAAGACAGUAGAGAAACAUAAUAUCACACUAUUAACAGUGUAAGUAGGUACUAUUUAAGGAAAUACACAUUUUAUCAAUGUUUAAGAAGUAGAUCUGAUUACAUUACUCGAAAAAUAUUUAAUGGAUGUUAAAUGUAUUUUAAAGCUACUAAUUCUAAUAGUUGAUUACUGCAUUUCAAGAUAAAACCAGAUUCUAAAUAUCUAUGCUGAAAUAGUUAAGAAUUUAAGACUCCAAAGAACUUAUGUUACGUAACAGAAUAUAUAUUAUAUAAUAUUGUGUCUCAUAUGACCGGUCAGGUCUGACCUGACAGUAGCGAAUUAUUUUUUGAAUCAUUUACGUGUUAAAGUAAUUAUAAAUAGAGAUCUCAGUCAAUUGAUAUUGACACUCUCACUGUGCCACAUAGUAGUUGCAGAAAAUAGGAAUUUAUUGAACGUUAUGUAGCUUCACCAAAUACAGCCAUAUUUACAACUUAUGAUCACAGUAAUAGAUAUGAUAAUAAAACAGAUUCUAAAUAUACGCACAUCAGAGUUGAAUAUAUUUAAAUAGA
This is a messenger RNA of Ostrinia furnacalis (Asian corn borer), 3840 nucleotides long. RefSeq lists its product as uncharacterized. The record is from RefSeq and is a predicted model, not a curated record. NCBI's taxonomy places the organism in Eukaryota, Metazoa, Arthropoda, Insecta, Lepidoptera, Crambidae. The transcript has 9 exons. The coding region runs from base 36 to 1343 and encodes 435 amino acids. Gene Ontology annotation, cellular component: membrane.